AUGAGGUUUAAGAACCGUGGUGGAAGCUUCCUCUUGUUCAUUCCUCCCGAUCCAAUGCUCUCUCUCUCCUCUCCCCCCAGCUGUAGGUCGGUGGAGCGGUCUAAGACUGACCUCCAGGGGGAGCUGUUGUCGCUACGUUCUAAAGCUCUAGAAGAGCAGAAGAAGAGAGAGACCCAGGAAUCCCUGGUCAGACGACUACAGAAGAGAGUGCUGCUGCUCACCAAGGAGCGAGAUGGGAUGCGUGCCAUCCUGGAGUCCUAUGAUAGUGAGCUGUCUCCUAGUGACUACACUCCUCAACUCAACCGCAGACUCAGAGAGGCAGAAGAUAUACUGACCAAGACACAGAACCACAAUACAGAGAUGGAGGUUCUGUUGACUAAAGCUCAAGAGGAGGCUGGGGCCCUCAAACUACAAGUACAGACUAUGGAGUUGGAGCUGGAGGUUAUGAAGAAGCAGCAAGACUCCGUCGCCGAGGGCAACCCCUUAGCAACGAACGAGGAAGUCAACACACUCCGGCUGAAGAUUGAGGAGUUGGAGGGAGAGCGACAACGUCUGGAAGAACAGAACACUGUUCUAGAGCUGAGGCUGGAGAGACACAACUUACAGGGAGACUACAAUCCGGUCAAAACCAAAGUCCUCCACUUCAGUCUGAACCCUACGAGCAUGGCCAAACAGCAGCGUGUGGAGGAAGUGGAGGCGCUGAGGGCAGAAGUGGAGUGUUUGAGGGAACACCUCCGCUCACUACAGACAGGGGGCACUAUCCCUCUGGCUGCUGCUGCAGGAGAGACCAGCCUCAGCCUGCCUCCCUCACAGGAGGUCCUGGAUCUGCGUAAACAGAUGGAGAGUGCUGAACUGAAGAACCAGCGGUUGAAGGAGGUGUUCCAGAGGAAAAUUCAGGAGUUCAGGACGGUGUGUUAUGUUCUGACAGGCUAUCAGAUAGACAUCACUACUGAGAACCAGUACAGACUGACCUCUGUCUACGCUGAACACAUGGACGACUCUCUGCUGUUUAAGGCCAGUGGAGGUGUUGUGUGCAGUGGAGGCAGUAUGCAGCUGAUGGAGACAGACUUCAGUAGAACCCUGAGAGAGAUGGUGGACCUCCACCUGCACCACCAGAAGAGCAUCCCAGCCUUCCUCUCUGCUGUGACCCUCGACCUCUUCAGCCGACAGACCACAGUCUGAUUUGACCCUCGACCUCUUCAGCCGACAGACCACAGUCUGAUUUGACCCUCGACCUCUUCAGCCGACAGACCACCGUCUGACUUGACCCACGACCUCUUCAGCCGACAGACCACGGUCUGACUUGACCCUCGACCUCUUCAGCCGACAGACCACCGUCUGACUUGACCCUCGACCUCUUCAGCCGACAGACCACGGUCUGACUUGACCCUCGACCUCUUCAGCCAACAGACCACGGUCUGACUUGACCCUCGACCUCUUCAGCCAACAGACCACGUUCUGACUUGACCCUCGACCUCUUCAGCCGACAGACCACCGUCUGACUUGACCCUCGACCUCUUCAGCCGACAGACCACGGUCUGACAUGACCCUCUACCUCUUCAGCCGACAGACCACCGUCUGACUUGACCCUCGACCUCUUCAGCCGACAGACCACCGUCUGACUUGACCCUCGACCUCUUCAGCCGACAGACCACCGUCUGACUUGACCCUCGACCUCUUCAGCCGACAGACCACCGUCUGACUUGACCCUCGACCUCUUCAGCCGACAGACCACCGUCUGACUUGACCCUCGACCUCUUCAGCCGACAGACCACCGUCCGACUUGACCCUCGACCUCUUCAGCCGACAGACCACGGUCCGACUUGACCCUCGACCUCUUCAGCCGACAGACCACGGUCUGACUUGACCCUCGACCUUUUCAGCCGACAGACCACGGUCUGACUUGACCCUCGACCUCUUCAGCCGACAGACCACGGUCUGACUUGACCCUCGACCUCUUCAGCCGACAGACCACGGUCUGACUUGACCCCCCGGGGUUGAGGGUGUCCUGUGAUGUUAUAUGACCUGUGACCUCAUUGUUUGACAUGUGAUGACAUUGCCUUGACCUCUUCACAUAAGGGUUAAGGUUAGGAUUGAGGGAAGGGAAGCUGAUCCUAGAUCUGUCAUUGUUGUCUGACCUGUGGUGUCGUCAUGUGACCUAUGACCUCACUAUCUGACCUGUGAUGUCAUGGUCUGACUCACACAGCUGUGCGAUGGACUCUGAUGAUAAUAAUAUAGAGUUGAAUAAAGGGAGUCGCUGUCUAGACUUACGUCAAUUACGUCAAUUCUCUCUGUCUGUCACAAAUGGCACCCUAUUCCCUACAUAGUGCACUACAAGAGCCUGAAGGUAGUGCACUAUAUAGGGAUUAGGGUGACAGCCUGUGUCUUUAUAUAGUGUGAUCUCUGUAACCUUCAGUCAGAUGUUCUGUUAUUGUUUCACUACUUCCUGUGUCUUUAUAUAGUGUGAUCUCUGUAACCUUCAGUCAGAUGUUCUGUUAUUGUUUCACUACUUCCUGUGUCUUUAUAUAGUGUGAUCUCUGUAACCUUCAGUCAGGUGUUCUGUUAUUGUUUCACUACUUCCUGUGUUGAUCUUUGCUCCAAAGCUGUUGUUUUUUUGCAGAAGGUUCAUAUGGCUUCAUGUUGGACACACAGCCGAAUGUCAUUUUAACAGAGACACACAACUAUCAUCUAGUUAUUUUAAACAGACACACAACUAUCAUCUAGUUAUUUUAAACAGACACACAACUAUCAUCUAGUUAUUUUAAACAGACACACAACUCUCAUCUAGUUAUUUUAAACAGAGACACACAACUAUCAUCUAGUUAUUUUAAACAGACACACAACUAUCAUCUAGUUAUUUUAAACAGACACACAACUCUCAUCUAGUUAUUUUAAACAGACACACAACUAUCAUCUAGUUAUUUUAAACAGACACACACAACUAUCAUCUAGUUAUUUUAAACAGACACACAACUAUCAUCUAGUUAUUUUAAACAGACACACAACUAUCAUCUAGUUAUUUUAAACAGACACACAACUCUCAUCUAGUUAUUUUAAACAGACACACAACUAUCAUCUAGUUAUUUUAAACAGAGACACACAACUAUCAUCUAGUUAUUUUAAACAGACACACACAACUAUCAUCUAGUUAUUUUAAACAGAGACACACAACUACUGUCAUCUAGUUAUUUUAAACAGAGACACACAACUACUGUCAUCUAGUUAUUUUAAACAGACACACAACUAUCAUCUAGUUAUUUUAAACAGAGACACACAACUAUCAUCUAGUUAUUUUAAACAGAGACACACAACUACUGUCAUCUAGUUAUUUUCUUGUAAAUGGAAAGCAGUGGAAAAGGUCUAACCUGAAUGAGUUGAUUUGUCAUUAGAACAAACAGCUUUAUUACUUCCUGCCUCUAAGUUUGUUUUCUGAAUCCCAUUUCUGAACAGAAAUAAAAACACAACAUGUCAAGUAUUUAGUAAACAUUUCUCUACCGUAAGCCGCGAUGGCGUUUUAGAGAAUUUGUCAGUACGUCCAACCGGCCUCACAACCACAGACCGCGUGUAACCAACCGGCCUCACAACCACAGACCGCGUGUAACCACACCGGCCUCACAACCGCAGACCGCGUGUAACCACGCCGGCCCAGGACCUCCACAUCCGGCUUCUUCACCUGCAGGAUCGUCUGAGACCAGCCGCCCAGACAGCGGAUGAAACUGAGGAGUAUUUCUGUCUGUAAGGAUGCCCUUUUGUGGGGGGGAAACGCAUUCUGAUUGGCUGGCCUGGCUCCCCAGUGGGUGGCUGUGCCCAUGCCCAGUCAUGUGAAAUUCAUAGAUUAGGGCCUAAUUAAUGUAUUUUAAUUGAUUUCCUUCUAUGAACUGUAACUCAGUAAAAUGGUUGUGUUGCGUUUAUAUCGUUGUUCAGUAUAAUUAUGAUGUUUGUACGUGUGGAAUGUUAUUUCAGACAUGAAUUGGGUUAAUAAAGAACUAAUCUAA
Salvelinus fontinalis (brook trout) is the source of this 3995-nucleotide messenger RNA. Its product is annotated as mitotic spindle assembly checkpoint protein MAD1-like. Gene Ontology annotation, biological process: attachment of mitotic spindle microtubules to kinetochore; mitotic spindle assembly checkpoint signaling. The transcript has 10 exons. NCBI's taxonomy places the organism in Eukaryota, Metazoa, Chordata, Actinopteri, Salmoniformes, Salmonidae. The coding region runs from base 1 to 1182 and encodes 393 amino acids. Gene Ontology annotation, cellular component: mitotic spindle; kinetochore; nuclear envelope. The record is from RefSeq and is a predicted model, not a curated record.